Molecule: messenger RNA, 918 nt
Organism: Anopheles coustani
Lineage: Eukaryota; Metazoa; Arthropoda; Insecta; Diptera; Culicidae
Product: brachyurin-like
Exons: 1
Coding region: 1-918 (305 amino acids)
Biological process (GO): proteolysis
Molecular function (GO): serine-type endopeptidase activity
Source: RefSeq, a predicted model, not a curated record
AUGAAGUGUGUUUACGUGAUUCUUCUGUUUACGCUGGUGGCUACGUCCUGUGCCGCCGGGAUCGACAUCGAUUGGUCCCGGGUGCGCCCGAUCGAAGAGUUUCCACACAUUAAAGCUGCCAUUCCUGCUCCCUUGAGGCAGCCAGCAGGUCCUAGCACGCCAAAUAAACGUAUUGUCAACGGUCAGGAAGCCACUCCGGGACAGUUCCCCUAUCAGGUGGCCCUGCUCGGAGAGUUCGAACUGGGAAUAGGCCUUUGUGGAGCUUCGAUUAUCACCAACAACUACAUCCUUACGGCGGCCCACUGUGCCUACAACAGUCCGGAUUCAACCGUUCCGAUCCCAGCAGGUGUGGCCAUUGUGGGUGCACACAAUCGCAUGAUCGAGGAACCGUCGCAGCAGCGCAUUACGUUCACAGCCGCCGGCAUCAUCGGUCACCCGGAAUACACCCUGACCAACAUUCGCCACGACAUUGCCGUCAUCCGCCUGGAUGAACCGAUCGUGUACACGGACCGUAUCCAACCGGUCCGUCUCCCAGCCCGCUCGGAUGGUCGCACCUUCAGUGGCUUCAUCGGAACGGUGUCCGGAUUCGGCGUCUACGACACGGCCAAUCCGCAGCUUUCGGAUGUGCUGAACUAUGUCGCCAACCCCGUCAUGACCAAUGCCGACUGUCUGGACCAGUGGCCGCCUCAGUUCAUCGAAGAUCAGAAUAUCUGUCACUCGGGCGAUGGAGGUCGCUCAGCCUGCAACAGUGAUUCCGGCGGACCGCUGACGGUGCCAGACGGUGGCAGCCUCCAGGUGGGAGUACUUUCUUUCGGUUCCAUCUCUGGCUGUGACGCCGGCAUCCCGGCGGUGUUUAUGCGAGUGACCUACUAUCUGGAGUGGAUUGAAGCAAACUCGGAUUUCGUGGCAGAUCCUUGA